Molecule: messenger RNA, 306 nt
Organism: Protopolystoma xenopodis
Lineage: Eukaryota; Metazoa; Platyhelminthes; Monogenea; Polystomatidea; Polystomatidae
Source: the annotation of a GenBank genome assembly
AUGUAUAGGAGCCAAAACAAAUUGAUCAAGGUCCCGUUCAACCGUUGCUUCGAGCUCAUUUUCGCGUCUUCAAAGAGUCUACUUGGUACCACUUUUCUCGCCAUUGUUAACAUGCUCUCUUCUGGCCUCGAACCGUUGACGGAGUGCAGUCUCACACGUCUCUCCGACACCGUGGACGGCACCGUAAGCGAGAAGUGUCAUCAUUGGCACAGGAAAAUUCAGAUACGAGUGGUCUCAAUCCUUAGCAUUGAAGACACUAAACUCUGGUUCAGAUCUUCUGUAAACCCACUCGAGCGUUGUGCUUGA